Messenger RNA from Amoebophrya sp. A120, 3734 nucleotides. The record is from the annotation of a GenBank genome assembly. NCBI's taxonomy places the organism in Eukaryota, Dinophyceae, Syndiniales, Amoebophryaceae.
CCUCGUCUUCGUUCUCAAGCAAACACGACGUACAGACGAGCACGAGAGUUCGUCUCUCGCGCUGGCGCAUUCACAGUCGUAGGAACUAAAGAAUCGCAACUGCAGAAUCCCUCACUGUCACUCUUCAAACCACAGCACCCAGCCACCACUCUGAAACCUUGUGUGUAAAAAAACUUUCUACGUCAGUACCAAAAUAGCCGAGGAGACUGAAAAUCGAUAACGUAAACGUUCGAUCUUCGGAGCGAGAAAUUAACGUCUAGUGUAGUACUUCGAAGUAACUGCUACACCAAAAAUUCUUCAAGAAAAAAAUCAAGCCACUCGAGCGUCGAAACUUGCAAGCGAUUUUUGACCACCAGUAGAGCAAGCCACUGCCAAGAUGGGGGACGAAAUGGACGAGAAGAAGAUGGACCUGAGCAAUCUGCUCGGGGCCCUGCGGGUGAACUCCCUGAAAGCCGCGAUUUCGUCGGCACCCAUGGAAAAGAGGGAAAAGAAGAAACUCGUCAUCCCCGACUCCUUGCGAAAAACGGAAGCGUAUUUAGUGUUUGCUUCAUCCAGCAUAAAGAUUAAAGAUUUGUUUUGAGUUUUCUUUUUCGAUGGUGGUAGUUUCGUCAGCUUUGAUCAAUGGGGAGAGUGGACGUUAUAUAUGAAGUUGAAGUUGAACUCUACUUUACUCGACUGAAUGAAUCUGAAAUUUGAAAUUAACUGAUCACAACAGCCUUCCGUUCUCGCCGAGAAAGCCCUUUCCACAGUGGAGCCCGCGGACCGUGGCACAGCAGACGCUGGAAUACAUCGGACAGGAGGAGGACACGUCACCACUCCGCAAACUCUGCCGCGACUCCGUCGAAAAAGUCAUCCCCUGCAGGGCGAUCGUAUUCAGACUUUCUGAUGUAGUUUUCGAUGAUGCACGGUAAUGCUAGGCAAUCUAUAAAUUCAUGACGAUGUUGUAGUUGAAGAUGAAGAUGAAUAACUACGCAUCCGAUCAUGAAACUUGUGGUCAUGGGGUUUCAACGACAAACGUAACGACCACCUAAAACACACACCGCGUUAACAAAACAGGUCCACCACAUCGAUGUCGACCCGAUGAAAGUGAAGAAGAGCAAGGGCGAAACAACACUGCACAACGUCACAACGUAAUGAAAUUCCAGUUUGCUUUUGACAUUUCAUGAAACUUGCAAAUGGAGUUACUUCUUUUCUUCUUCAGUACAAAGAAGAACCAACUUGAAUUUUCUUCUUCGUUCGUCUUUCUCUUUGUCUUUCACCUGUACUACUUUCAUAUCUUCAACUAAACACCAAAACACAAACAGGGUAAAUCGAAGGACGCAGCGCGCUAUGACAGCGGAGGAGGUUGCCGAGAACUGCGAAAAGAGCAUAACAUUCUUUCAGCAAGCACGGGAAACCAACCAAAAGAUGGUAUUGCGUGUUGUUUGUUUUUCAAUUGCUUUCAAUGAAUAUGAAACCCACACGCAAUUCUAUUUCUUUCGAAUGAACAAACCCAACCGCAAGCUGACUACGGGUACGAAACCCCUACAACACCCCUAGUGUCACUAGAAGAUUUUCAUAUCCAACUUCUGAGAAGACUAUACUACUCGGAUCCGUAUUGCCCACUCGCGUCUCCAGUCAACGAUGAAUAAGAAUACCACUCCCAGCAGCCCUUCCCAUAGACAUAGUCCUAAAUUAAUACUAUCAUGCUACCAAGAAGAUACAUAGACCCAUUUGUCAAAACUAGCAGGCACUCUCCCCAUUGAAUUUUCAAACAGGAAGAGCUGUAUCCGGGGGGCAUGUUUCCGAAGAAGGGAAGUGCGUGGGCCAAGAUGAGAGAAAAAUCGAAGAUGCGUGGCAAAUUGGCAAUGGGGUUUCCGAUCCCCGAAGGCGACAAGGAGAAAAAGAGCGACGAUGAGUGAAAUGUCGAAUCGAUGCUGAUGUAGCUCCCAAAUCGAACUUAGACAUUCAGAAUGACUAAGGCGCUUUUCUUCUCGCAAAAUAAUUCCAAGAAAGGAACGUCAGUUGCAAUAGACAAGCAAUCUUUUCAUUGAGUUAGUAGACAUUCAAUCAUGCUUGAAAAAAAUUUUCGUUUCCCCGAAGUUUCAAAUCACAUAAAUUUGAGAAGUGCACCCAGUUUCCGUAGUUUCUGUAAGUUUAGCAGGUAGCCCCUGUAGUCCAAACCUUCUGAUUACUUUUUUCGUAAGCAUGCUCAAAUGCCAUAAUUUUUGAGCAGUGGAAGUACCCCUUGUUUGUUACUGCUUCUGACCAUAUUUAGAAAAAAUGCACAUGCAUUGAAGAACCUCUUUCUCACUGUACAUUUGUGCAUGACCACAGCAUGGAGCUUGAACAAUUCAAUUUGAAAGCAACCAACAAAUCCAAAACAAACUCACAGCAAAAGGACGCGAAGCGCGGGACCGCGUGGAGCAAGCUGCGGAAGAAGUUUCAGCAAAACACUCUGAAUUAAGCGGAAAAAACCACAACAUCUUUAGCACGCCACGGCUCUACUUGUAGUAGAUCUUGAUGCUCCACCUCUUGUGUUUGAAUAUCUUCUCCUCUGCUGCUGCUUUUUGAGCUUUUUCUAUACACAGUACGUGACAGCACUACGAUCAUUAUCACCGCCGCGAAUCCAUUAGAAGGACACUACAGUCGUUUUUUUUGCCCAAAAAAGAAAAGAAAUGAUGUUGCAUUAGAUGGAGUGCUGGAAAAAACAUAUCCUUCUGUCCUCUGUAAAAGUUCAUAGCAUGCACAUCAUGCUUUUCGGUCGAUUAGAGAUCAUCGUUUACAUGUGCCGCUCGUGAGAAAAAUCUCAUGCAAUUACAAGGGGAAGAAUCACAUCAGGUGUCGACCUUUCGACUCUAAAGAUUCCUUGAUGCUGUUGUACACCUACUACCUGCGUCCAAACCCUGCUCGAUGAGACACGGUAGGGCAACUGUGUUGAUUCUUAUCUUUCUCAAAAACUUGCAGGUUCCCGUUCUUCCCCGCUUAGUAGGUUGUACCAGCAUGGCGUUGAAUUAGAACCGCUUAGUUUUCAUGCCACUACGUCUACUUCACGUUCACCCCUUCGCAUAGAUUUUCCCCACGCCAACUUUCGCACCGCGCAUUUUUCAGUUUUCCCCGGCCUGAAACUAACCGCCCGUUUCAUCGACAUAUCGCUUUGCAGGUGCUUCAUUCGUUGUAGUGACAGUGCACUCUUUUGAAUACGAUACUACGACUUGCCUCGCGCUCGCUCGCAUUUUUUGACUACGCUCUCUGGUAAUUGUACUACGACUCGCCUACUGCAGCUACGGCUUGUUGUUGAGUAGGGCAAGCUUCAACUCAGACCUAGUAGCUCGGCUACUGUUUUGUUGUUUAAAGUAAGUCUUUGGGCAACAUGCAGAGCCAGAGGAGUUUAGUAUGCGAACGGAGCGGAAUCAAAAUUCCUAUUCCAAUUCCUUGAUGAAGAGCUGCUAGCUUAUCUUGAAGCUCGAAACUACGCAACGCGAAUUUCAUGAGAGUGAACGACCUGUGAAAACGGAUUCUUGCCGGUGGUUUCUGAACCUUGGAUAAGUGUGCAAUGCAACAAAGAAGGCCUCCUGAAUGACAAAGCCCGCUUCUCCUGCUAGCUGUAAGAUUUGUACAAUUUGCUUUUGUUUUACUAAAAAAUGUACCUCACGAAGAACCACCGGCAGCAUUAAAUUGUGUCACCAUAUGAAUGAAAUUUGAGAAGAAUCAUAGAGCCUACAUACGUCCCAGCGCGAGGGCUUUUGGAAUCA